Messenger RNA from Angiostrongylus costaricensis, 1212 nucleotides. NCBI's taxonomy places the organism in Eukaryota, Metazoa, Nematoda, Chromadorea, Rhabditida, Metastrongylidae. The record is from the annotation of a GenBank genome assembly.
AUGGGACGACUUCAUCGAUUUGACAUCGUGCUGAACAACCCGGAAGAAGCUUAUUUUGCUGGACAAGAGAUUUCUGGAAAAGUGGUUCUAGAAAUACUUGAACCAAAGAAAGUCAGCGAAAUUUUGCUGGAAUUGAAAGGCAGAGCCCGAACGUAUUGGACUCAACAUUCAGGUAAAUCGCGGAAGCACGUGUCCCACUCGGAGCCGUACUUUCUGGAACAAUUCAAUACCGCCUACACGCAUAAAUUCUCAGUUUUGAAAAACGAAAAGGAAAAGGAGCGAGUGUUGCCGGCCGGCUUGCAUGAGGUGCCAUUCUCCUACACGUUACCCAAGACGCUGCCUACUUCGUUUGAAGGCGAAUUCGGUUACAUUCGAUACACGUGCAAGGCAAUUUGCGAACGCCCUUGGGAUUUCGACAUUGUUACCCGAAAAGGGUUCACCGUCAUAGGAAUAGAAGACAUCAACUCAGAUCCUCGGUUAAACGAACCGAUUUCGGCUUCUGAGACGAAUCGUACCGUAGCAUUAUGCUGUCAUGCCACUGGAAGUAUCACUGGCGAGUUGAGCUUGGAGAAGACGGGAUUCACAGCCGGAGAAACGAUCAACAUUUCGUAUAGGUCCGUCCGCUUGGCAAAAACCUUUGCUGGUCACGAGCAAGUGAAAACGACAACUCAAGUAAUUUUAAGGAACGGAAAACCGGAGGUGAGCCCCUUGACCAAUGCUGUCCAAAUAGUAAAGGUCAAGAUGGUCUUGCCGUCGCUUCCACCACGGUUAGGCAGGUGCAAAAUCAUCUCUAUCAGCUAUAGCAUAGAUUUGGAGGUUGAUCAGAAUAUAAUAGUUUCUUGCGAUGUGGUAAUUGGAACGAUACCUCUGUUGAGUGAGUUGUUGAACCACACUAAAGCACGGAAUGGCAAGGACAGCUUGAAUUCGAAGAAAGACUUGGCAACUGCCGACAACUGCGUGCAGCUGACGAUCACGGACGAGUCCGGUGAGACGAUCUUCGGUGAGCAGUUGAGUAGUGAAGUGGAUGCGUUGAUGAGUAGCCGGAAGCGUGUUCGAAUGCCGAGCUCGAUCCUCUCUGAACUCUACCCCACCAUGCCAAGUCCUUACUAUAGAGAGUCGUUCUACGGUCCAGUUGACAUUUCUGAUGAGAAGGAGAGCGCUCAGUACGGUGAGAAGAUGUUCACACCGAAGUAUCCCUUCUAUACUGAAUAA